AGUGUGAUGGUUUUACACUGCUUUGCUUUUCUGACUUUUAGGAAAGGAUUUAGCGACACAUUUUCCCCUCCGCCGAGCCGGUUCACAUCCAAAGACGAAGGAAACUCUUAUUAUUAUUAUUACUGCGCCUUUUAAUUUGGACGGGAUCCUGUUCGGUUAACGGAUCAACAUGCCCCGGUCAUUUCUGGUGAAAAAUAAAAGGUGCACGUCCUAUAAUGUUCACCGUUCAUAUGAAGACGAGCCGAAGGCCUCCAUAUGUACAGAGGUCCCACCAGCAGUUCACAGCUCAGACUCUUCAGACAGGCCUCAGUCCGAGGGGCAGUGUUCCCCUCCAGACCGCCGUUCGUUUGAAAAGGAGGAGGAAGAGCUUGCUUGUCCGUUACCUGUUCAUCCAGAGCCGACCCGACCUCCUGCAGCUCCCACACAGCCAUACUACCUAACUGAGCCUCACAUGGCAGAAUUCCCUCCAUACUACAAGCCAACAUACGCCUGGGAGCCGGUACCGUCCUCUUACGAGCUCCGUCAGAUGAGUUUCAGCCCCACGGUGCUGCAGCAUGCCAGCAGUCUGUACGGCACCCACAUCAGCCGCAGUCCACAGCCUCAGCAGCCUCUGGACUGCAGCACGCACUACUCCCCCACCUCCAACACCUACCACUGUAUCACCUGUGAGAAGGUGUUCUCAACGCCCCACGGACUGGAGGUUCACGUCAGGAGGUCGCACAGUGGAACCAGACCUUUCGGCUGCAGCAUCUGCAGAAAAACCUUCGGUCACGCAGUCAGUCUGGAGCAACACAUGAAUGUUCACUCUCAGGAAAAAAGCUUCGAGUGUAAGAUGUGUGGGAAAACAUUCAAGCGUUCCUCCACUCUCUCCACACACCUGCUCAUCCACUCGGACACGAGGCCUUACCCCUGCCAGUACUGCGGCAAGAGGUUCCACCAGAAGUCUGAUAUGAAGAAACACACGUAUAUUCACACUGGUGAAAAACCCCACAAAUGUCAAGUGUGUGGUAAAGCAUUCAGCCAAAGCUCCAACCUGAUCACCCACAGCAGGAAGCACACAGGCUUCAAGCCGUUUGGAUGUGACAUUUGUUCCAAGGGUUUCCAACGUAAAGUAGACCUCCGCAGGCACCACGAGAGCCAGCACGGCAUGAAGUGAAAGGGAAAUGAGCACAAGACCCUAAAGUCAAAAGCAGCAAGUGUUUGUACAUGUACAAUAAAUUGCUAUUAAAACAAUAAGCUGAUAAUCUGAUCUAAAUAUCUGGCAUAUUUUGGAUGCUUUUUACAGGUAAAGUACAAGAAUAAGAAAGCUGUGAAAUCAAAUUCUGGUUGAAGGCGAUUAAACUUCAGAAAGAUGUCAUCUGUGUCAUGAAAUUAAGUAGUCAGUUAAAAGGUAUUUAGUUAAUAUAUUGUAAUAUAUUGGAAGUUGUCUUCUUUCAAAGAUGUGUUUACAUGUGGAUGAAUGGGAGUUGUGUCUGUGUCAUUUUUGUUAAAAAACUUUUGGUUUCAUAUCAUUAAUUUAAAAUAUGCUUAAUCAAUGUAUUAACCAGAUGUGAGUUGAUGAAUGUUUUCCUUUAAAAAUAAAAGGUGAACUGAG
Messenger RNA from Toxotes jaculatrix (banded archerfish), 1594 nucleotides. It is a transcript of the gene gfi1b, whose product is annotated as growth factor independent 1B transcription repressor. NCBI's taxonomy places the organism in Eukaryota, Metazoa, Chordata, Actinopteri, Toxotidae. The coding region runs from base 170 to 1156 and encodes 328 amino acids. The record is from RefSeq and is a predicted model, not a curated record. Gene Ontology annotation, cellular component: nucleus. The transcript is spliced from 7 exons.